This is a messenger RNA of Rattus norvegicus (Norway rat), 3309 nucleotides long. NCBI's taxonomy places the organism in Eukaryota, Metazoa, Chordata, Mammalia, Rodentia, Muridae. The record is from RefSeq and is a predicted model, not a curated record.
UUAUUUAGCUGAGUCCUAUUUAGCUCAAGCACCUCUUGGGUAUUAACAGCUUGGGCUGCAGGACGGGCUGCACAUAGAUAGUUUGUGGAAGGAGAGUAGAGUCCAUUCGGUGGAAGGAAGGACGGAUCCACAGAUGAUGUAUCUAGAACCUGAGUUCAUCAAAUGUCCUUUGACUCCACUCACACUGACGGAGCUGAAAGACCUCCGGAGAGGACCUUUCCCUCAGGAGGAAUCCCAAGCGCCCAAUGACCGAGCCGAGUCUACUCGGAUGCAAUCAGCAAGAGGGUUUAUUGGAAAACACAGGUACCUGCGGGCACACAGUCUCUUCAGAGGACUUGUGCGCCCAGCAGCUCCAGCAUGGGGCUUUUAUAGGGUUUGGGGAAGCAGAAGCGGGCGUACAGAAGCAGAUGCAUAGUUACGGGGAUUGGUGGAUUCAAACGAGGCACAUAGACAUGUUCACAUAUGAUUGGCUAUUUCACAUGAUGAGGUAAUAAGGUAUAGCUACACACAUUGGCAGGUUUGGGGCGUCCUGAAUGUCGGGGGCUGGGGACUUAUCUCUUCCUGCCAGGUGGCCUGUGAGUCAGAUCUGGUACUCCUGGUCUGUUCUACAUUCCUUUUCUUUUAUGGUCUGUUAGUUCUAGCGGCAGGGAGGGGCUGCCUGGACUUGCUUUUCACAGUGUUUAGUCCUGAGGUUGUGAAUUUUGAAACAUACUCUUUUAACUUCAUAUUUUUAAACCUUAAAUCUGUAUAAAUUUCCUUUCAGGGGCAACCUAACUUGAACUCAUCAGAUCUGGCUUAGGCGUGGGGUUUGGGAGAGAGACAGUGAGUUCCGCAUCUGGGAAUCCCAGGUCGGGGGUGGUGGGCCUCUGAGGGUUUGGCACAGAAAAGAAAGACACGUUGAGCUGCUGGGAGACAUAGUGGCUGAAUGGGACAAUUGUUCUGGCAAGAGCUAUGUUGAGCUGAGAACUGAGAAAAAGGUGGUCUGUAGCUCUGGGGUAUACACAAGCCACCCAGUCCGGUCAGAAGAAGCCAUCUGUAAACGGACUUUUGGCUACUUUUCAGGUUCCUUUUUCUUUUGCCCUUCUCCACCCCUCUUCUUCCACCCUUUCAACCCCCUAACGCUAGGUAGGAGGGAACAAAAGGAUUGAGGGGGAAGAGAGGAACUACGAACCAUUAGCCUACUUCCUGCUGACUAAGAGGUGUUGAGUUCCUUGGGGCAAGUUUGAUCUUUGGUGUCAGGAUAUUGGAUUUCUUUUUUUCUGUCUCUUCACACAGGACUACUUGACAAAGCACAGCCCAACAGCACCCAGUUGCCAACCUGUCCUUUCCAUCGGGGCUCGAGCAUUUAUAUAUCCUCUGAAAAGUCCCCAGAGUUCCAAAAUGGCAUACAAUUGCAACAACUCUGUACAGCUGGCAAGACCACGCUCUUGCUAGAGCACGAGGCAAAUCACAGUCACCUGCGGGAAAGCAGCCCCACGUCCCCGCACCAGGGAUUAAAACAAAAACACAUUCCCAUAAUAUUUCUGCGCUUUAAAAAAAAGGGGGGGGGGGAAUUGGGGAUUUAGGUCAGUGGUAGAGAGCUUGCCUAGCAAGCACAAGGCCCUGGGUUCGGUCCUCAGCUCCGACAAAAAAAAAAAAAAAAAAAAAAAAAAGAAAAGAAAAGAAAGAAACCAAAAUUCUCAUUACAUCCACCCAGUUCUCACCUGAUAUAGCGAUCAGGGCUCAGAAAUGGGACUGGACACCUGAAUUAGGAUGACUGUGGGCCAUAUCUGCACGGAAUCAGGUGCAGAAUCUUUCUCAGACCCGAGUAGGCACUCAGACCCAGGCUUCACGGGAGUGGAGGCGAAUGGAUCCGUGAGAGGAUCCACCGGACAGCGUGGUGGCUUCCUCUUCACUGAGGCUUCUCGCGGAAAACCGGUCAGCAUUACACUGAUGCCUUUGCCCAGGUGAACCCUUUGAGGAAGGUGCCGGCUUUGAAGGAUGGGGACUUCGUCUUGGCAGAGAGUGUGGCCAUCUUGCUGUAUUUGAGUAGAAAGUACAAGGCACCUGACCACUGGUACCCUCAGGACCUACAGACCCGAGCUCGUGUGGAUGAGUACCUGGCUUGGCAGCACACAGCCCUGCGGAGCUGUUGCAGCAGGGCCAUGUGGCAGAAGAUGAUGUUCCCUGUGUUCCUGGGACAGCCGGUUCCUCCUGAGAGGUUGGCAUCCACCUUGGCCGAACUGGAUGGAUGCCUGCAGAUGCUGGAGGACAAGUUCCUGCAGAACAAGGCCUUCCUAACAGGACCCCAUAUCUCCGUGGCUGACUUGGUGGCCAUCACAGAACUGAUGCAUCCUGUCAGUGCUGGCUGCAAAAUCUUCGAGAGCCGACCCAAACUGGCUGCGUGGCGUCAGCGGGUGGAAGCCGCAGUGGGGGAGAGCCUCUUCCAGGAGGCCCAUGAAGUCGUCCUGAAGGCCAAAGAUAUGCCUCCCUUGAUGGACCCGACCUUGAAGGAGAAACUGAAGCUCUCUGUUCAAUGCCUGCUGCACUGAGGGAACAGCCUGAAGUCAAGGGAAACUUGGUGUGUGCGUGUGUGUGUGUGUGUACACGCAAGUGAAGAGGUGAGGCUGUGUCUUUGGCAGUCACUAGGACACAGAGUCUCUGGUCCAGUUUCCUCUCGGCAUCCCCGGUGCUUCCUCUGUGUCCCCACUCGGUUUGUGCUGUGACGUCAGCUCUUAUCUGACUUCUGGAGAGAGCUGCAGGAAAAUACUUGGGAGAAACUUACCUGGCCAUAUUCCUUUUCUUUGAAACUUUACAAAGCAACCUUUCCCCAACCUCCAAGUCAUACCUUUCUGGUUCCCUGGUUCCUUUUCUGACCUCACACUGACCCCCGUGCCCUUCGUAUAUGUAUGUGCACACACAUACAUACACACCCACACCCACACACACACACACACACACAAUUUGAUAUCUGGCACCACGUGGACCUCUGUGCUCCUCAACCCCAGCGCCUCCCUUCCUUAGUUUUGACAGGGAGACUCUAUGAUUUUUGAGUUGAAUACAUAUCAGAGAUGGGGAUUGACUGACUAGUGAAAGGCCUUUGUCCUCAGGGUCUUCGCUCCCUGGUAUAGGUGGGGUGCAGGGCUGGUUCGUGACUGCCCUUGCAGGAGUGGAAGUUUCCUGAUGUUCUGACUUUCCAAAUUCUUGCUCUAAGCCUUCUAACUCUGACUGUUGCCUUCUGCCUGUCUCCAGCUCCAAACUGUCACAGGAUGUCUGGUGCCAUUGGACAUCUCUUAUGCGCCUUACCUAAUAAAGACAUCAUUAACAGCA